This is a messenger RNA of Vitrella brassicaformis, 660 nucleotides long. NCBI's taxonomy places the organism in Eukaryota, Vitrellaceae. The record is from the annotation of a GenBank genome assembly.
CACUCAGUCAGUCUUCCUCGAGCGGCCUCCCCCAGGUAGCGGCACGACUGCAGCGUCGAAGUGCCUUGACUGCGUCCCCGCAGUUCAGCUUGUCCUUCUCCGUGGUGUAGCACUCCAGCACUGCACGACUCUCAUCCUCACACGGCACCGGACGCUCCUUCAACCUGACACACAACACACAACACACACACACACACACACAUGGACACAUUGACACACACAGACACAGAGGGAGGGAGAGGCAAAUAUUUGCCUCACUCCCGGCAUGUCUGUCUUUCUGUCUAUCUGUCUGACUUGAAUGCUCACUUGAGGAUUUUGCUUUCGAGUCUGGUCAUCUCCGCCUCCAUCGCCUCCCUCUUUGUCUUCUCGAAUUCCGCCAGCAGCUUCAUGCGAUACUCCCUCUCCCACUGUGCCCUGAGCUCCGCCACUGUCGCCUCGUCUAGCGGUCUGCUUGGCGCUGCAGGGGCGGCAGGGGCUUCUGAUGCAUCCAGUGAUGUCUGUGGCUGAGGGGGUGGUUGCGGCGCGCCCUCGGUGGUGCUGUAGGUGUGGAGGAAAUCGGGGGUGAGGAUGAUCUCAUUGGUGGCAGCUGGCGGACUGGACUCGGGAGUUUCGGAUGGAGUGGACGAUGAUCCACCCAUUCUGAUGACCAGAGUGCCGAUU